AGAGUAAUCAGUUGAACUAUGGGCGCAUAGGCGCUUGGAGACAUCGACUAUAACACUGGUAUAAAAUAACAUGACCAAAACGACUAGCACCGUACGUGGUAUCACGUCGAGGCAUGUCCUCCGGCACAAAGUCCAAGUAAAAUCUACCAGCGACUUGGAACGCACUGCCAAACUAGGAUUCCCUCCAUUAGACAGUGAUGCCACUGAUCAAGGCUUGAAGUCUAUGUCCUGGCCGGCAACUCGUAUUCAUACACUCCCGCCGCACCCGAGUCCCAUCGCUCCCUUUCCCUAUCCCAGUGGCUCCGCAGAUGCGAGAACCUGA
Heterobasidion irregulare TC 32-1 is the source of this 322-nucleotide messenger RNA. RefSeq lists its product as uncharacterized. The record is from RefSeq and is a predicted model, not a curated record. Bases 71 to 322 code for a protein of 83 amino acids. NCBI's taxonomy places the organism in Eukaryota, Fungi, Basidiomycota, Agaricomycetes, Russulales, Bondarzewiaceae. The transcript has a single exon.